Molecule: messenger RNA, 939 nt
Organism: Colletotrichum lupini
Lineage: Eukaryota; Fungi; Ascomycota; Sordariomycetes; Glomerellales; Glomerellaceae
Product: extracellular proline-serine rich protein
Exons: 3
Coding region: 1-939 (312 amino acids)
Source: RefSeq, a predicted model, not a curated record
AUGCGUUACUUCUCCGUUGCCCUCGCCCUCGCGGCCCCCCUGGUUUCCGCCAUCGAGUUCACCAGCCCCUCGGCCAACUCCACCGUCGCCAAGGGCAAGAGCUACGAGCUGUCGUGGAACACGGUCGACACGGACCCGUCGACCUUCAGCGUCUUCCUCGUCAACUUUGUCAACUGGCCUCCUUCCUACGUCCUCUUGGCCCAGGAUCUCGAGACCGCCGCCGGCUCUGCCUCCAUCGACGUUCCCUGCUCCACCCUCAACUCUGACGGUUACCAAUUCAACGCCAUCAACGGCACCAACGUCUACGUGAUCUACGCGCAGACACCCAAGUUCUCCGUCACCGGAUCCGACUGCACCGAUCCCACCACGCUGCCCCCGGCUUCGCCCUCCGCCUGCGCGCCGCCGAGCACCGUCACUGUCACGGUGAGCAAGACCCUUUCCAAGAACUCCACCGCGACGGCGACGGGCGGUUUCUCGGCGGCCCAGAGCAGCUUCAUCACGACCACCGCCGCCGUCCCGGCCACCACUCCCGAUGCCCCCGUCUUCCAUGGCACUUGUCCUGACACCAUUGGCUGGGCCUCAGACUACCAUCACCCCGUAACUCUCACCAAGCCCCCUCACCACCCCGAGGCCACCGGCGCUCCCUACCCGACCGGCUCCUUCAGCGCUAAGCACAACGAGGAGGUGACUACCAUUUACCGUACCACCUACCUGCCUUUGGAGCUGGCCCCGACUGGUGCUUGCAAGUCAGAAACAACAAGCGACCCCGGUGACGCCAAUAAUAGCCCGCGCUGCCGCAGCUCCGUGACGCCAAGCCGUGCCGAGAUGGUGGAGACGGUACCACUUGCGGCGCCGUCCGAUGUCACUCAAAACCGAUCCCACCUCAUGCGCGCCAGCCAUGCCGUGCCGGCCUGGCUCAGUGUUUGGCGACGAUUCUAG